UGUCUAAAAGCAGCUCCCCACAGCCGAAGUGGGGGCCGGACAGCUGUAAAUCAAGAUAAAACAGAAGCCAUUGAAAAGCAAUAGUUGUGGGAAAGCUUUCGGGUUUGGGAAAUGUUGAAAAUUUUUUGGUAGGCACUCAGAGAAACAAUUACAGGGCAUCCAAGAUCACCCAGCAAGAUUAGCCAAACCCAAUUUCCGUAGGCUUUCAGGUGAAAGGAAUUUCAGAAUCGUGAGGGAAGAGCCAAAGAUUUUUGGGUGGUUUCAGAGACAAUUUCAGGAUACACAAGGAUUUACAGGAAUUAAGCAGAACCAAAGAAGCAAACAAGCAGGAAGCAAUAAGCAAGUUCAAGCAGAAAGCCGAAGCAGUUUUUUAGCAAAUCACCAGCAGAGGAUCAAACAAGCCAACAAGCAAUAAACAGAGAAACUCCAGAAAAUUCAAUACCCAGCAGCAAGAACCCAAACUCAAAAAAGACAGCAAAGCAAGCCUCAACACAGACAACCAAUUCAGCAAAAACCCAAUUAACUCAGAAACCCAAACCCACAGAACCCGAAAGUCAGCAAUCAGAAAUCACUAAACCGAUACCCAAAAAUCCAAAAAAAAAAAAAAAGCAAUUCAUCAGCAAACAAUCACAACACCAAAAUUGAGAACUUGUCACCGAGGAACAAAAAACAGCAAUCCGACUACAGCAAUUACACAGAACAGGAGUCAGUUUGGGAAGAAAAGGAAAUAAGGGGUGGAAUCACUCGGUUUCUCAGAUGGGUGCUGGGCAAUUUCUGAAUUGGGCUACCGGUAUUCUGGUGUUUUGAAGAGGAAGCGGUCAGUGGGUUCUUGGUUGAAGGUUUCGUGCAGAAAAGGAAACGAGGAACAAAGAGACAGUGGACGGCAACAGUGAAAUUCGCCGAGGUCUGUGUUACUGCUGGAUUUGGAUUUGUUUGGGUGUUCUUGAAAAAUCUGGUGACUUUUGGGACAAGAGGAAGGAACCAAAUGCAAAGACAAGAAGAAAUUUCAUUUUUUAGCUUGGAAGAAGCUUUAUGAUAAGUCCCAAAACACUGUCGUUUGAGAGAAAAGAAGAAGAAUUGGAGCUGACUGCGCGACCCGCUACAGGACCUGGGCAGGCACUUUCUGUUGAUGAGAUUAAAGGUGUCUCGCUCGUUUGAUAUUCCAAGGAAUGUCAUCAUUAUUUUCUUCUGCAUUUCUUGAAUUUUGCUUUCCUCAACCAACCCAUAAUUGCCGGCUCAUCAACACAGCAACAAAGUCUAUAAAAGAAACUUGAUAACUGAUGGCGGGUUCCUUUCGCAAACUACGUUGCUUUUUUCUUCUUUCUGGUGCCCGAGAGUGCAAGUUCUUUAGCAAGACCUUCCACUCUGGGGACAAAAUUUAUCCUCUAGAGGAUCCUAAGUCAACGCCAGCACCAGGGCCCGUUAACUCGGAGAGCAAAUUAGAUCCUAUGGCCAUUAUGGUCUGGGCUCUGGCAUGUCCUCCCAGCAAUCAACACUCCACCACUUCUACCGCUUUUAAAAAUGUUCUUUUGGCUGAGGAACUGCUGAUGAAAAAUAUGAGACGGGCUGUGAGAAGAAAAACUACAACAACAAUGGUUACAGCACGAGCAAUUAUAACAACAAUAUUGGUUACACCAGCAACAGCAACAACAAUGGCUACUCAAAGCAGCUAUAAAACCAAUAGCUACAGAAGCAGCUACAACAACAAUGUCUAUGAGAUUGAGAGACAAGGAAUGAGUGACACCAGAUUUGUGGAAGGUGGUAAGUACUAUAUGAUGUGAAGAAUUAGAAUUAUCUAUUAAAAAUGAAGGUUACUAUGGAAAUACAGAGAACUGCAAUGAGUUCCAAGUCCAUGGAAGAGUUCCAGAACAAGGAAGAGUACCAGGAGAGGCGAGAAGAGGAUGAACCCUAGAUAUAGGUCAUGACACAUGAAUGAAAAAGGAAAAAGGAACUUUGGAAGUGGACAUAUUUAAAGAAUAAGUUAUGGUUUCAUCUUUCUAUUUUCUAGUCUCACUUGUGUUUGCACAUCAAAAAGAA
Messenger RNA from Durio zibethinus, 2037 nucleotides. NCBI's taxonomy places the organism in Eukaryota, Viridiplantae, Streptophyta, Magnoliopsida, Malvales, Malvaceae. The record is from RefSeq and is a predicted model, not a curated record.